AUGCCGGACGGGUACGAUUACCUCUUCAAGCUGCUGCUCAUUGGCGACUCUGGGGUCGGCAAGUCAUGUCUGCUCUUGCGGUUCGCAGAGGAUGCGUUCACGGAUAGCUACCUGAGCACCAUUGGCGUCGACUUCAAAAUCCGGACAAUAGAGCUGGAAGGAAGGACGGUCAAGCUGCAGAUUUGGGACACCGCCGGCCAGGAGCGAUUCCGCACAAUCGCGGCCGCGUACUACCGCGGGGCGCACGGUAUCAUCAUGGUUUAUGAUGUCACCGACGGAGAGACGUUCUCGAAUGUCAAGGGUUGGAUGCAGGAGAUUGAGCGAUACGCCUCGGAAGGCGUGAAGAAGCUCAUCAUCGGCAACAAGUCCGACUUGGUCGAGAAGAAGGUCGUCGAGUACUCGCUUGCCAAGGACUUCGCGGAUACUGUAUCAAUACCCUUCAUUGAGACGUCGGCCAAAAACUCGACUAACGUCGAGGAGGCGUUCAGCCUCCUGGCGAAGACGAUCAAAGACGAGGUUGACUCGCAACCGGAAGAGGCGUCCAACGGCACGAAAACGUCCUCAGUCACGCCCGGGCGCAGCUUGAACGGGGACGAAGACGCUGGUGCCUGCUCGUGCUGA
This is a messenger RNA of Dichomitus squalens LYAD-421 SS1, 621 nucleotides long. Its product is annotated as GTP-binding protein ypt1. Gene Ontology annotation, biological process: protein secretion; regulation of exocytosis. The transcript has 6 exons. The record is from RefSeq and is a predicted model, not a curated record. NCBI's taxonomy places the organism in Eukaryota, Fungi, Basidiomycota, Agaricomycetes, Polyporales, Polyporaceae. Bases 1 to 621 code for a protein of 206 amino acids. Gene Ontology annotation, molecular function: GTPase activity; GTP binding.